Messenger RNA from Mya arenaria, 4860 nucleotides. RefSeq names its product male-specific lethal 1-like 1. Lineage: Eukaryota; Metazoa; Mollusca; Bivalvia; Myida; Myidae. The transcript is spliced from 8 exons. Gene Ontology annotation, cellular component: MSL complex. The coding region runs from base 84 to 1331 and encodes 415 amino acids. The record is from RefSeq and is a predicted model, not a curated record.
UACAUAUUUUGGUCGGUUGAAAUAAAUGGCGAUUACGAAAGAGAACAAAGUUUUUCCUAUAUUUUAAUUAAUUCACAGCGUUGAUGAGGCGUCAGGUGACGGGAUUAGGAAUGUUGUAUCCAUCCAGAUCGCGAUCUACAGCCCAUCCGUCGUGGCAACGUCGGAGAUGCACUAAAAGUGCCGCCAAAGUCGAUGGGGAAUAUGACCCGGAUUUGGCAUUAGCGAUUCAGGAGAGUCUCAAACAAGCAGAGAUAGACGCUUUAAAGGCAAGAGAACGACAGAAUGAGAGUGUUGCUAAAAUUCAAAAUAAUUGUCUUAAAGAAAAUCCCGGAAAAGCGAACAGAAAUGCAUCAACAGUCGUGGAACCAUCAAGUGAAACGAAUCAGUUGAAGGAUUUGGUUUGCGCUCAUAUGGAUUUAAUUCAGCAACAGCAAGAUGUUUUAAACCAAAAGGAUAGAACAAUCAAAAGCUUAAGAACUGAAAACAAUGCGUUGCAAUGCCGGCUACAGCGUAUGGAGCGGCGUAUGGCAUUGUUGAAGCAGAAGGAGGACAUGUCUGGUUCCCCUCACAUUGUCAACUCGCCUCCACCAAAGCCAGGAACCAUGAGCUUUACAGAACCCCUUGUUAUGCCAAUGGAGAAAACAGUUCAUAAGAAGAAAUCAGAUUUAUCAUCUGUCUCUAAAAGAACUCCAGUCGCAGACCUAACACGACCAGUCCUGCAUAAAUCCUACCAUGCCUGUGUUGACAUUAGUAAAACUAAAAAUAGAGAUUCAGAUAGAAAACGCAAGCUUGGUUCAUCAGCAACUACAACCUCUGAGGGAGACAACAACACUUUAGAGACAAAUAAUGCAUACUUUGUUACUUAUUAUGAACCACUGGCUGAAGAAGUGGAUACCGACCUAGGAAAAGAUCUGAUAAGCGGUGCUAAUGCUCAGAAAGAGGUUGAGGUUCCAACCUUUAGAAUAAAAACUUACACCAACCUAUAUGUGAUAGAGGGAACUGAGGAUCAUGAAGAUGAAACAUUCAUGCAGAGACACCAUAAACCAGAGUUAGAAGAGAAGAGAAGGAAACGAUGGGACGACCAGCGUCACCGGGAAGAGAUGAUGUACGCUCGUCUCCGUGAGAGACAGGAACAGAGAAACAAGAAGGCAAAACUUGAGGACCCUGUGGAGGCUUUCACUCCGUGUCUCGAUGACAUCUCCCAUAUUGAAGUAUUGGACAAGAUCCCAGUUACAGCGUUUGGUCAACCCAUCCCAUUUGCUAAAGAAGAGUCUUUCUCUCUACCCUGGACUCCUAAACCAUCGUCCUCAACCAGACUUAGGCAGAAAUAAAAUUUCAUUACACCCUAGUCACAUCAUCUGUAUGACAUCAACAUUGUGGCAUCAAUGAUAUCAUCAAAGAUGACAUACGUAACCAUUGGUGUGAUAUCAGUAUGGCAUCCUCAGUCAACAUUUCAUCAACAAUGAAUUCAGUAAUAUGCUAUCAUUGGUGUGACAUCAAUGACAUUAUAAGUGACAUCAAGAGUAUAGCAUUAAUUGAAGAAUACCCAUUGUGGCGAUUAAUGUGGGCAUCAUAUCUCUUCAUGUAUGGUGUCUUAUCUUUAGAAAAUAUUUGAUGUUUUCAUUGACCAUAGGAGUUUGGGAAAUAUUUUCAUCCUUUCCUUGUGUUUCUUAUAAAUAACUGAACAUAUUGUGGCAUUAUUAGAUUUAAACAUGGUCCAGUCUUAUUAUUUUCUGUUUUGAUAUUACACUUUCUCUGUAAGUUACAGUUUCUCAUUUGGAAUAUAUUCUUUUUUUAACAAUAUUUGUAAGUUAAUAAGCUCUCUUAAGAUUUAAUGCUUAUAACAAGUACAUAUUUGAUGAAUAUACGUAGAAGGCGUUCGCAUAUUGUGAUAAACCUAUUUCAAGUGUUUUCAGAUUUUUACAAAAUAAUCAAUACCUAUAUUUUUGUGUCAGAUAAUGAAUUCUGCUAUGAUUGCUCACUCAUAUUUCUGUCAAGUUUUUGCUUGAUUUUGUUUUGAAUUUGUCGAGAUAUUACUAAUUGUGUCAUAUCACAGAAAUUUUGUCCCAAAGGCAAUUAUAACCAAAUGAGUUCAGUUAUAGUAUCACAUAAUAUUAUAGCUGUUAUCGAAUUUUGACUCUUGGAUGAACAAGCCUAGGUUUUAAUGCUCGUGGUUGCCAUCAAACAACCCCUGCUAUAUUUAGCAGGAUUUUAACAGUGCUGUGUUUGCAGGUUCUAAUUUUGACAGUCGACCAUUGUUCAACUUCAAUAUAUUCUGUUGACCUUUGAAACAAUUUUCCAAAGCAGGUUUCUAACAUUGUGUCAAAACUUCUGUGAGUGACAUUUAUAAUUGUUAUACAUGUUAAUGUACCUGUGGAGUGUUCACUGCUGUGUUCUUUCUAUGUCAACUUUCAUACUAAUUCAGUUCAGACAUGGAAUUACAUGUACUUUAGCGAUGCUAAUAAAAAGGUUAAGCAUAUAUGAAGACUACACAGAAUUGAGGGCUAAGCCAGGUUUUUAAAAGAACAGGGUGCUGCAGAAGAGGGACAGGGUGCUGCAGAAGAGGGACAGGGUGCUAAGGGAGAAAAGGGUCACUAUUUUACCGAGACGUUAAACAAUUUAACAUUAUGAAUUUUACAAACAAUGUUCUGUAUUGCAUUAAAUUGUAGUUAUUUUAUUAGGUUCCAGCAGCCAAAUUUGUCUGUAUUUGAUAAUUUUAUAUAAUUAGCAAUUAUUAAUCAGAACAAAACAAUAUUUGACAUACUUAAGUGUUUAAUUCUAUGAAGGCUGAAAUUGUUUUACUUCUAUGAAGGCCGGACAGUGACUAUGCUGGUCUUUUAUGCUGAAUGUUGUCCAUGGGCAGAAGGGUGCUCCCUAUUAGGGGAUGGCUACAGCACCGUUUCAUCACUCUGUAGCUUACACUCUAGUAUUUGUUUUAGAGUUUUUGUUUAUAAGAUUCAAUACUUGUGAAAUAUCAAUGUUUCCAUCUAAUAAUACAUUAGGCAUUACUGACAGACCUAACAUGUAAUAUAGGAUAUUUGUAUGCAUACAUAGUGAGGGCGAUGUAACAGUUUCAGAAAUUCGUCUGAUUUUUAGGGCCAUCUUAGUUUUAUACAUGUUAUAUAGGGUUUAGCAAGGUUUAAAUAAGGAUGUAGAACUAAAUAUAAGAUUUAUGUUUACAGUUAAGAAAAUAAUAAAUUGCAUAACUUUAAUAUACAAGCACUGUGCUUUGUGAAGUUAACUUGAUAGUUUAUAGAUGUUUAGAACGCUAUCUUAUCACCAGUAUCUCUUGUGUGAAGGAUGCCAUGUAACUGUUGCAGUUAAUGUAGCUAACUAUUGUAUACAUGUAUUACCUCCCGUUCUGUUGCUAAGGGUCAUAUAUGUUAUACCCUGGCUUAAAACUCAAAAGAGUUAAAAUGGUUUCAAUUUGAAGCUUUAUCUACAGACAUAUGCCAGUAUUUGUACUGUGUACUGAUGUUGGUCAUGAAUUUGCUCAAGAAAUAAUUUACAGUUUUUUCUAGUGCUUUAGUUAUAGUAUUAGUUCAUUUUUUGUAACACAAAUCACUGCUGCUGUUUGUUUACUAUUCAUAUUUUUUAACUGAUAAUUUUUCGCCUUUAUCCCACAUUUUAGGAUCUUUAAUAUCAUUACUUUAGUACUUAAGGCUUUUAUUAUGAAGGCAUAUAUUAGUUGUAUUCUGACUAAAUGUGUAAUAGUGAUCCACAUGCAGACAGUUGUAUAAAAAUGGAAAAUAUAUCAGCAUGUUUAUCUUUUGUCUAUUUUGCACAUAAAGCAGUUUGAUUGGUAAACUAAUAUUAUUGGAUUAAUUUAGACAAAGGCUAAAUUAACUAAACCAAAGAAUUAACCUGUUUUAUACCAUUUGGUGCAGGCAGAAAAUAUUUCACUUUCGAUUAAGAAGAUAUUGAAACAUGUUCAUAAAUUACAUGUUAUUAUCAUGGAAUCAUUUUACAAGAGUUAUUUAAACAGAAAAUGUUUGUACCUAGUAUAAAACAAUGUAUUUAUCCAUUUUAGUAGUUUAUCAAACUGGGUUUCUUGAUUAUAUUCAUCUCUGAAGUAAACUUAAGAGCGGGGGGAGAGAGAGCACACUAUUUGAUCAUGUAUGAGGAGAGAGCACUCUAUUUGUUCAUGUAUGGGGAGAGAACACUCUAUUUGUACAUGUAUGAGAGAACAUUCUAUUUCUACAUGUAUGGGGAGAGAGCACUCUAUUUGUACAUGUAUGAAGAGAGAGCACUCUAUUUGUUCAUGUAUGGGGGGGAAGCACUCUAUUUGUACAUGUAUGAGGAGAGAGCACUCUAUUUUUUAUGUAUGGGGAGAGAGCACUCUAUUUCUAAAUGUAUGGGGGAGAUAGCACUCAAUUUGUACAUGUAUUGGAGAGAGAGCACUCUAUUUGUUCAUGUAUGGGGAGAGAGCACUCUAUUUCUACAUGUUUGGGGAGAGAGCACUCUAUUUGUAUGUGUAUGAGGAGAGAGCACUCUAUUUGUACAUGUAUUGGGUAGAGAGUACUCUAUUUGUACAUGUAUGGGGGAGAGAGCUCUCUUAUUUCCACAUGUAUGGGGAGAGAGCAUUCUGUUUGUACAUGUAUGGAGUAGAGAGCACUCUAUUUUUACAUAUAGUUUUCUCUUUGUAGCUUUCUUCAUGUGUUUCUUUACUGUCUUACAUGUACACUGAUUUCCCUGUUGUUGUUGUUGUUUAUAGACUAUGAAUAUGUUUCCCUUCGUCACUGAUUUAUCAUUUAAAUGUUGACCAUUUUCUUCAUUAUUUCAUGAUGUUUUUUAUUGUGACCUUUGAAUGUAUAUGAUGGUAUUUUGUUCUUGCGAAGGAAUAAAACGUUGUUAACUGUU